Molecule: messenger RNA, 204 nt
Organism: Cordyceps militaris CM01
Lineage: Eukaryota; Fungi; Ascomycota; Sordariomycetes; Hypocreales; Cordycipitaceae
Exons: 2
Coding region: 1-204 (67 amino acids)
Source: RefSeq, a predicted model, not a curated record
AUGAACCAUUCACCCCAAUCACCCAAUCACCGUGCAACUCGCACCCCACACCGUCGCGUAUCCGUUCUGUUACAGACUCAGGGCGUUUAUGGGCUCCACCCUCGGCGUGUCAGGACCCUGCGAGCCAGAUCGACCGAAACCGCUUUCCCCAGGUUCCGAGUCGAUGGCUGGCUUGCCAUCAAAGGAACGGCGCACAUGGGUUGA